AUGGCUCCAAUUACCACCAAGGACACUCAAGCUGCUAAGAAGUUCGUUGUUGACACUUCUGCCCCAGUCGAGAACGCUGUUUUCGACCAGGAGGCUUACAUCAAGUACUUGGUCGAGCACAUCAAGGUUGACGGUAUCAUCGGUAACUUGGGUGAGUCUAUCUCCGUCACUGAGGAGGGCACCAACGUUGUUGUUGUCUCCACCGCCAAGUUCUCCGGUAAGUACUUGAAGUACUUGACUAAGAGAUACUUGAAGAAGAACCAGCUCAGAGACUGGAUCAGAUUCGUUGCCGUCAAGAGAAACCAAUACCAAUUGCAGUUCUACUCUAUCGCUGAGGACGACGAGGAUGACGAAGAGUAA
This is a messenger RNA of Metschnikowia bicuspidata var. bicuspidata NRRL YB-4993, 360 nucleotides long. RefSeq names its product 60S ribosomal protein eL22. Gene Ontology annotation, molecular function: structural constituent of ribosome; RNA binding. The transcript has 2 exons. The record is from RefSeq and is a predicted model, not a curated record. Gene Ontology annotation, biological process: cytoplasmic translation. Gene Ontology annotation, cellular component: ribosome. NCBI's taxonomy places the organism in Eukaryota, Fungi, Ascomycota, Pichiomycetes, Serinales, Metschnikowiaceae. Bases 1 to 360 code for a protein of 119 amino acids.